Elephantulus edwardii (Cape elephant shrew) is the source of this 1965-nucleotide messenger RNA. RefSeq names its product thioredoxin reductase 3 (gene TXNRD3). Lineage: Eukaryota; Metazoa; Chordata; Mammalia; Macroscelidea; Macroscelididae. Bases 1 to 1965 code for a protein of 654 amino acids. Gene Ontology annotation, molecular function: glutathione-disulfide reductase (NADPH) activity; flavin adenine dinucleotide binding; thioredoxin-disulfide reductase (NADPH) activity. The transcript is spliced from 17 exons. Gene Ontology annotation, biological process: glutathione metabolic process; cell redox homeostasis; cellular response to oxidative stress. The record is from RefSeq and is a predicted model, not a curated record. Gene Ontology annotation, cellular component: mitochondrion; cytosol.
AUGGCUCAGCUGGGCGACUGCAUCACACUGGCGCAGUCGCCAACGCCGCCAGGUCGGGGGAAGGUGGGCACCGGCCCCAACCGCCGCCCGGCCGGCGCCCGCGGUGCGCUCGUGUCGUCGCCUCCGGGGCGCCGGGCCCGCCUGGCGACCCCGGGGACGGGCACCUCGAUCGUUGAGACCCGGGAGGCGAUGCGGCGCCGCCUCCAGGACCUCAUUGAAAACAACCGCGUGAUGAUCUUCAGCAAGAGUUACUGUCCACACAGCACGCGGGUUAAAGAACUCUUUUCUUCUUUGGGAGUUGAAUAUAAUGCUUUGGAACUUGAUAAGAUUGAUAAUGGGUCCAGUGUUCAAGAAGUUCUGUUAGAGAUCACUAAUCAGAAAACUGUGCCCAAUGUUUUUGUGAAUAAAGUACAUAUGGGUGGAUGUGACCAAACUCUUCAGGCACAUCAGAGUGGCUUAUUAAAGAAGGUCCUUCAGGAAGAUUCACGUGGUUCUGGAACGUAUGAUUAUGAUCUCAUUGUCAUUGGUGGUGGUUCUGGUGGCCUUGCCUGUGCCAAGGAAGCUGCGGUUUUGGGAAAGAAAGUUAUGGUGCUAGACUUUGUGGUCCCGUCACCUCAUGGCACAACCUGGGGUCUUGGUGGCACAUGUGUCAAUGUAGGCUGUAUUCCUAAGAAAUUGAUGCAUCAAGCAGCCCUUUUGGGACAGGCAUUGCACGACUCAAGGAAAUAUGGUUGGGAGUAUAAUCAACAAGUUAAGCACAACUGGGAGACAAUGAUAGAAGCAAUUCAGAACUACAUAGGCUCUUUAAAUUGGGGUUACAAGUUGUCUUUGAGGGAAAAAGCUGUGACCUAUAUCAAUUCUUAUGGAACAUUUGUUGACCAUCACAAAAUAAAGGCAACCAAUAGAAAAGAGCAAGAAACUUCUUACACUGCUGCAAAAUUUGUCAUAGCAACCGGUGAAAGGCCACGGUAUUUAGGAAUCCAAGGAGAUAAGGAAUACUGUAUUACUAGUGAUGACCUUUUUUCUCUACCUUACUGCCCUGGCAAAACAUUAGUUGUGGGUGCAUCUUAUGUUGCCUUGGAAUGUGCAGGAUUUCUUGCUGGCAUUGGAUUAGAUGUCACAGUGAUGGUGCGAUCAAUCCUCCUUCGUGGCUUUGAUCAAGAAAUGGCAGAGAAAGUGGGUUCCUAUAUGGAACAACAUGGUGUUAAGUUUUUAAGAAAAUUUAUACCUGUGACGAUUCAACAGUUGGAGAAAGGUACACCUGGAAAGCUCAGAGUGGUGGCUAAAUCCAUUGAAGGACCAGAAACUAUUGAAGACGUGUAUAACACAGUUUUGUUAGCAAUAGGUCGUGACUCAUGUACAAGAAAAAUUGGGUUGGAGAAGAUUGGAGUCAAAAUCAAUGAGAAGACUGGCAAAAUACCAGUAAAUGAUGUGGAACAAACCAAUGUGCCUUAUGUCUAUGCCAUUGGCGAUAUUUUGGAGGGUAAACCAGAGCUCACUCCUGUGGCCAUACAGGCAGGCAAGCUGCUAGCUCGAAGACUUUUUGGAGGCUCUUUAGAAAAGUGUGAUUAUAUUAAUGUUCCAACUACAGUGUUUACACCCUUGGAAUAUGGUUGCUGUGGAUUAUCUGAAGAGAAAGCUAUUGAAGUAUAUACAAAAGAUAAUCUAGAAGUAUAUCAUACUUUAUUCUGGCCUCUGGAGUGGACAAUAGCUGACAGAGACAACAAUACUUGUUAUGCAAAGAUAAUUUGCAAUAAACGGGACAAUGAUCGAGUGAUAGGAUUUCAUGUUUUUGGACCAAAUGCUGGUGAAAUUACCCAAGGAUUUGCAGUGGCAAUGAAAUGUGGUCUCACAAAACAGCUGCUCAAUGAUACUAUUGGAAUUCACCCCACAUGUGGGGAGGUAUUCACAACUUUGGAAAUCACCAAGUCGUCGGGACUAGCAAUCACCCAGAAAGGCUGCUGA